Messenger RNA from Rhinolophus ferrumequinum (greater horseshoe bat), 2981 nucleotides. It is a transcript of the gene PRKAB2, whose product is annotated as protein kinase AMP-activated non-catalytic subunit beta 2. NCBI's taxonomy places the organism in Eukaryota, Metazoa, Chordata, Mammalia, Chiroptera, Rhinolophidae. Gene Ontology annotation, cellular component: nucleus; cytoplasm; nucleotide-activated protein kinase complex. Gene Ontology annotation, biological process: signal transduction. Gene Ontology annotation, molecular function: protein kinase binding. The coding region runs from base 362 to 1180 and encodes 272 amino acids. The record is from RefSeq and is a predicted model, not a curated record. The transcript is spliced from 8 exons.
UCUGCCCUCAGAGUUCCUUCUGAUGUUUUUGUUCCUGCACUCUUUCUUGAAUUUCAUUUCUUCCGGGUUCGUUAAUUGAUAUGCCAUUUCUUAGAAUAGCUUUCUCCUCUUCAGAGUAACAUUUUACUAAUUUAUCAAGGUUUAUUUCGUAACCACUCCAUCUUCCCUGGGGCCCCAGUCGCGGCUGACAGCUCCCUACACCACUUAAUUUUAGCCUGGACCAAUCCUUCUGCGUCAGUGGAAAGUCCGUUUUCCUAUCCCCCCCGGACACCACCUCUCCGGGGCGACUGCCACAAAGACGCUGUCCAGAAAAUGUUUUGGCGAAGCUGAGCCCAGGUGGCCCCCGACACGAGCUGCAGCCAUGGGAAACACCACCAGCGACCGGGUGGCCGGGGAGCGCCACGGCGCCAAGGCAGCACGCGCUGAGGGCACCGGCGGCCAUGGCCCGGGCAAGGAGCACAAGAUCAUGGUGGGCAGCACGGACGACCCCAGCGUCUUCAGUCUGCAGGACUCCAAGCUCCCUGGGGACAAAGAGUUUGUAUCCUGGCAGCAGGAUCUGGAUGAUUCGGUGAAGCCUACACAGCAGGCCCGGCCCACUGUGAUCCGCUGGUCUGAAGGAGGCAAGGAGGUCUUCAUCUCUGGGUCCUUCAACAACUGGAGCGCCAAGAUCCCACUGAUUAAGAGCCAUAAUGACUUUGUGGCCAUCCUGGACCUCCCCGAGGGAGAGCACCAGUACAAGUUCUUCGUGGAUGGACAGUGGGUUCAUGAUCCAUCAGAGCCUGUGGUUACCAGUCAGCUUGGUACGAUUAACAACUUGAUCCACGUCAAGAAAUCUGAUUUUGAGGUGUUUGAUGCUUUAAAUUUAGAUUCCAUGGAAAGCUCGGAGACAUCUUGUCGAGACCUUUCCAGCUCACCCCCAGGGCCUUACGGUCAAGAAAUGUAUGUGUUCCGAUCCGAGGAGAGAUUCAAAUCCCCACCCAUCUUGCCUCCUCACCUUCUCCAAGUUAUUCUUAACAAGGACACUAAUAUUUCUUGUGACCCAGCCUUGCUCCCCGAACCCAAUCACGUUAUGCUGAACCAUCUGUACGCAUUGUCCAUUAAGGACAGUGUGAUGGUCCUUAGUGCAACCCAUCGCUACAAGAAGAAGUAUGUCACUACUCUGCUGUACAAGCCCAUCUGAAGGGAUCCCUUCCUGCCUCCAGGAUUCAGAAGCAUCUCCCUUGCCCUUCUGGACUGGACCAGUCUCACCUGAGACUGGAAAGCUGAUUUGCUUUGAGGCUGAUGUGUGUGUUUCAGGGCCUGAGUAGGACACUCUGCUUUUGCAUUUGUUCAAGAUGAGAGCUUUACGAAUUCUUGGAAUUUAAGAAAAAAAAAUUACGCAUAUAUCUACCUAAGAGAAGAAGGUUAAUGGAAGCCUGCUAGCUAGAUGUAGCCUCUGCCUGUGGGGACUCCCCAAGACCCGUUUGGGGAGCUGCAAGAAGAACCACCCAUUAGAGGAAGCUUUUUCCCUAAAAUGAAUGAAGAGCAAACUCUCAGGAUCCUUGAUGGUAGAGAGCCUGGCACUGCCACCUUGGCUCUCCAAGGGAUGGACGUGUGCCAGACGCCUGCCCUACUCACAGCUGCCUCCCUGCCGGAGCAGCUUUUCUUGCAUGGGUUUUCUGUAUUCCCAGGGUCUGUGGCACGAUCUGUGUUUUCUUAUAUGAUACCAGACGCCCCUUCGUCCUCACAUUUCAUAUUCUUGCUUUGAUAUCCUCCGUCAGAUCCCACACCUGACCCUUCCCUGACACAAAACUCCUUGGGUAAGUGACUCCUUUCCAAGGCUGUGUGAGACCUGUCCCACCUCAGACACUAAGGCUGCCAGAAAGUCUCCUUUUUAGGCCAGCACCGGCCCAGGCCACCUUGUUACUGCUUGUUUUAAGUUGUAAGGAAAACACGGCUCGGCACUGUAAGAAGGCAGGAGUGUGGGUCUGCUUGGGUUUGGUUUGACUGCUCAGGCUGUCCUGGCCCAUUCCCGUGGGCUUUCCCACCGGGCCUGGCCCUGUCGCCUUAUUUUCUUUCACAGAUGCUUUGAAGGUGGGACUGGAACCAAGGAAAACUUUCAUGUCUUUUGUCCUAAGGAAUUAUAAAAUGCCUUUUCACUGGUCUUCCGGGACUGUCCAGGAGAACUUCAGGCUCUUGAUAAAUGGUUCCCAGGACCAUGUGCUCUUGUCUGGCCCUCUGCAAUCUUACAUGAAGGGGGCUGACCCAGUCCCUGUUGUUACACUAAACACUGCUCUGGACGCAGAUUUCCUCAGGCUCAUUUCAUGCACCUGGAAGGUUCCCUCCUCUUGAAGAUUCCUUAGGCCAGGAAGCAAGAAAGUGCUGUUGGGCUUCCCAAUCAUGGAAAGUGUCGCUGCCCCGCACUAAGUGCUAACAGGAUCAUUUUAUUUGCCUCUUUUCAAAAAAGAAAGUGAUGAUAAAGUGGGGUCAAUUUCCAUUUGUGGAAUGAGAAGUAGCUGUGCCAUCACUCCUGGGGUUCUGAGAGAAAAUAGUCUUUUCCAAGUAUCUGUGGCUCUUCCAUUACAGAUAAAUGCAAGUCAAACAUUCAAUACCGAAGGCGGCCAAACUUGAUGCUUGAGAGACUCCUUCGCUACUAAGACGGGCCCAGCCACACUGAAAGGGCACCCACAGGUCAGUUGAGCUGCCUCCUGCCUUCCCCAAAGCUGACAACACAGUGGUCUUCGGGUAGGUAGACUUCUUAGACCUUGGGGGUGAGGCAGUAGAAUAUGUGGGGUUGUUGUUUUGCUGAGAAUCAAAUUGCUAAGUGCUCUGGGGGUGAAUCGCUGAGAGUAAAUACCAUGUUAGCCACUCAAGGCCACCGCCUGCAGCAAAGGCGUUUGUGGAGAACUUUUAUGGUCCCAACCACUUGUUUGAAUGGUGUGCCAUUUUAAAAAAUCUAGGCCAAAUCCUAUUGUAACCAACUCUCAGAAUCUACAUUGUAU